Messenger RNA from Arachis duranensis, 932 nucleotides. Its product is annotated as isoeugenol synthase 1. Lineage: Eukaryota; Viridiplantae; Streptophyta; Magnoliopsida; Fabales; Fabaceae. Gene Ontology annotation, molecular function: oxidoreductase activity. The record is from RefSeq and is a predicted model, not a curated record.
CAGAUACCUUAAGCAGCAAUAGUAUUAUUAUUGGUGAAAUCAAAUCAAGAAGGUAUAAUUAAAGAGGAGCCAUGGUUCUUAUUAAUUAUGAUGAUAAUGAGAAGAAAAAGAACAAGAUCCUCAUCUUUGCUGCAAAUGGGUAUCUUGGUAAAUUCAUAGUGAAGGCAAGCCUUUCCAUGGGUCAUCCAACUUAUGUUUAUGUUCGUCCUUCCAAACCAAACGAUUCUUCCAAGCUUCAAGUCCUCAAGGAUCUUCAAUCCUUGGGUGUCACCAUAUUCCAAGGUGAGCUUGAUGAUCAUAAGAAGCUUGUGUCGGCUCUAAAAGAGGUUGAUAUUGUCAUUUCCACUUUGGCCGUUCCACAACAUUUAGAGCAGCUCAAGAUAAUUAGAGCUAUCAAACAAGCCAAUAAUAUUAAGAGAUUCAUUCCAUCAGAAUUUGGAAAUGAAGUUGAUAGAGUGAGUGGGCUUCCACCAUUUGAGGCAAUUCUUGAGAACAAGAGGAAGAUAAGAAGGGCAAUUGAGGAUUGUAUUAAAUUAUGAAAAAGAUGUGGCUGCUUACACUCUCAAAGUAGCAACAGAUCCAAGAGCUGAAAAUCGAGUAAUUAUAUAUAGACCCGAAGGAAAUAUAAUUACUCAGUUGGAAUUAUUAUCUUUGUGGGAAAAGAAGACUGAUCAAACUUUCAAAAGAGUUCAUGUUCCAGAGGAAGAAAUUAUCAAGCUCACUGAAACACUACCAUUUCCAGAUAAUGUACCGCCAGCAGUUCUACACAAUAUAUUCAUUAAAGGAGACCAAAUGAGCUAUGAAAUUUCCAAAAAUGACCUUGAGGCUUCAAAGUUGUAUCCUGAAUACAAAUACACUUCUAUUGAUGCCUACCUUGAUCUCUGCUUGGUUAAUGCUCCAAAACCUAAAUUGGCCACAUUUGGAUGAGUUAU